Molecule: messenger RNA, 279 nt
Organism: Cherax quadricarinatus
Lineage: Eukaryota; Metazoa; Arthropoda; Malacostraca; Decapoda; Parastacidae
Source: RefSeq, a predicted model, not a curated record
GAUAUAUUGGAGAGUUUGAAAUAGUUGAUGACCACAGAGCUGGCAAGAUCGUAGUGAACCUGACUGGCCGUCUUAUCAAGUGCGGUGUUAUUUCUCCUCGUUUUGAUGUCACUAUUAGAGCCAUUGAGAGAUGGACUACAAACCUCCUUCCAUCACGUCAGUUUGGAUAUGUUGUCUUGACGACGUCAGGUGGCAUUAUGGAUCAUGAAGAAGCGAAAAGGAAGCAUCUUGGAGGAAAGAUCCUGGGAUUCUUCUUCUAAAUAAACCUGUGGAUGAAUU